UUAUUCUAGAGAUCAAGCAAAACAAAAAUGGCGGACAAGAAACAUUUUCUCGACCAACUUACAAAACUACAUCUUAAGAUUAUAGAACAGAAGUUGUCAAACGAGAGAGAUGCGGCAACUGCGCAAUACUCGGGUUCAAACUUUGGUCGUUUGCCUCUGGGAUCAGCACUUUUACCAACUACUGGAUUCGUAGACUCUGGUAAUUAUAAGCAUGAUUUUGGUGCUCAACAGCUACUCCAGACUGAACUUAUGAAAACAGAAAUGCUCCUAGAAAGAUCAAAGGAUGAGCGCCGUGCGAAAUAUAAAACUCAAGGACAGCCGUCAAAUGCAGAGAAUUAUGCCAUGGAAAUGGCAUCUCUGAUGAUGACACAGAAUGCCCAACUUCAGCACUUGCUACUCAGCCAAAUGAGAAACAGUACAGACCCUCAGUCCGAAGGGGCACCAAGAAGAAACAAGGACAAUCCAGUUUCUGUAAGGCUUCUGGAAAUUCAGCCUGUUAGUACACGUGAAAUGACCCCAUUUACAAUGCUUCCCAAUACAAAGAAAGAAUUACCAAGGCCACCACCACCACUUAGACCCAAGCCACAGGCUGUCCGUAUUCCCAGUCCCCAGGUGUCUCAUCCCCGUGGUAUUGCAACUCCACCUAGACCUACAGAGAGGUUACCCGAAGUGCAACAUCAACCCAAAACAGCCCAACGAGAUCGCACACAGCCUCAGCUAGAAGGCUUUCUCAACCAACCAUCCAUCCACGAUCCCUCAGAAAACUCUUACCCCUACCCUGGCCCUCCACGUGUUAGGAAGCUACGGCAUGUGUUUUACGCAGCAUGGUUCUGCCUUAUUUUGAUUUCCUUGCUCAGAAGACUGGCAAAUAGGCGGCUCAAAGCUAUGGUAAAACUAGAUGAGAAUAUUCAACUUGCUAUUGUAGAAAUUCACAGACGGUAUUACCUCAACCAAGACAAUGCUAUAUGGAGUUCAUUGUAUGAUGCUAUCAAAGAAGGAUGUUUUGACUUAAAUGUCAAAAGCCCUGGGCUGUUCGGCAAGUUGUCUCAGGAGCAGCAAGCUAUCCUAUCAGAGCUAGCGUCCAUCAUAGAGACAAUUGUAUAUAAUAUAACUGAGAUUAAGGAGGGACGGUCUGGAAUUCUCAGUGUUGGCAGAGACGGAGUGCUGUGGAACAUGUCUAAGAGAGGCAUGGUUCUUCCAAGUAAUUACUUCUGGGGUGUGGAAAAGGACCAUAUUCAUUUGACCGCAAGUGGUGAGCUGGGGGACAUAGACCAGCAGUCCUGUGUGAUGCUUGUCCUGGGCCUGUUUGUAUCACGCGGUCUUGUCUCAACUAUCCUAUUGCAACCCAUGGACUCUGGCCUGUGUCCUAUGCCACCUAGCAAAGUUGCCAAGAGCAACUUGAAGGUGCUAGGGUCUUUGAUAAUGAAAAUAGUGCGUGACGUAUCUACUGGUAAAAAUAAAAAAGCAAUGGCCCUGGCGCCUGAGAUCAGCUCUGAGUUGUACAGUGACAAUGAGAUGAAAUUCCUCUACAAGAAACUUGACAGUACAUUUAUAUGGAGUAAGGCCAAUCUACUCAAAUGGGCAGAAGCCUUUGUGGAUGACCUGAAUAAAAGUUGAUCAAGAAGUACUAAUUACUUCAUACCCAAAGGGUAAAACAUUUGACAUGACACAUUUAAACAUUCCCUGAAAGGGAAAUGUAUUUUCAUGUUUAUAAAUGGUUGCCAACUAUACAAAUUUAUUUAAAAUGGGCAAUCUUGACUGGAUUUUUUUUCUGUUAUGUUUUGUCCUUUCCCAAAAUGUGGGUAAAUUUGCAUAUGAUCUUUCUCUCUAAGCCAGGAGACUAAACAAACAAUCUGUUUUAACAUGGCUUUGAAUUUGUUGUAAAAAUGUUUUUACAAGUUUUUGUUGUAAAAAAGUUAUAAAAUCUGUUUCAUAAUAAGCAAAUUAGUCUAGUCCCUUGCUAUCUUAACUCCUGUAAGACUUUGGUGUUAUGAUCAGCGAAUCAGCAUCUGUGAAAUAGAAGGUAAUAAAAUGAAAUAGAACGAAA
Messenger RNA from Nematostella vectensis (starlet sea anemone), 2047 nucleotides. RefSeq lists its product as uncharacterized. Lineage: Eukaryota; Metazoa; Cnidaria; Anthozoa; Actiniaria; Edwardsiidae. The coding region runs from base 28 to 1617 and encodes 529 amino acids. The transcript is spliced from 10 exons. The record is from RefSeq and is a predicted model, not a curated record.